AUGGCCAAUCCAUCAAACAAUUUGCUUCUUUGCUUGCCAUUUUUGGCCAUUUUUGUCCAAGCCAUGGGCUCUAGACUAGUCCCAUUGGGUUAUCAAAGCAUAGACACGACUUGGUACGAUGGUCGUGCCACAUUCUACGGUGAUAUGAGUGGUGCUGAAACUAUGCAGGGAGCUUGCGGGUACGGAAACUUAUUCGAGCAAGGGUACGGCCUGCGAACAGCGGCGCUAAGCACGGCGCUAUUCAACAACGGCGCGGCGUGCGGCGCGUGCUUCGAAAUACGGUGCGUGGACGCGCCUCAGUCGUGUAUUCCACGCGCCGGCAGCAUAAAAAUCACGGCCACCAAUUUCUGCCCCCCAAACUACACGAAAACCCACGACAUCUGGUGCAAUCCGCCGCAGCGCCACUUCGAUCUCUCCCAGUACAUGUUCACCAGAAUCGCCCGCUACCGGGCCGGCGUCAUCCCCGUCAGCUACCGCCGGAUCCCCUGCUGGAAGCGCUGCGGCGUCAAGUUCAAACUCGCCGGAAACCCGUACUGGCUGCUGGUGCUGGUGUUCAACGUGGGCGGCGCCGGCGACGUGGCCGACGUCAAGAUCAGAGGAUCCGGAGGCGAGUGGGUUCAGAUGAGGAGGAAUUGGGGGCAGAAUUGGGCGACCGGAGAGCGAUUGGUGGGGCGGAGCUUGUCGUUCCGAGUCACCACCAGCGAUUCCAAAACGAUUCAACUCGACGGAGUUGUGCCCGGCGAUUGGCGGUUCGGGCAGACCUUUGAAGGGAGGGCAAAUUUCUAGUGGGUCCCAUUUAGAUUUAGGUCUAUAGACUCUAGUCUUAAAUAAGAAAAAAGAAAACAAAAAAGAUUUAAGUCUUUUUUCCUUUUUUUCU
Molecule: messenger RNA, 877 nt
Organism: Momordica charantia (bitter melon)
Lineage: Eukaryota; Viridiplantae; Streptophyta; Magnoliopsida; Cucurbitales; Cucurbitaceae
Product: expansin-A22-like
Biological process (GO): plant-type cell wall organization
Cellular component (GO): extracellular region
Source: RefSeq, a predicted model, not a curated record